Molecule: messenger RNA, 2301 nt
Organism: Prunus avium (sweet cherry)
Lineage: Eukaryota; Viridiplantae; Streptophyta; Magnoliopsida; Rosales; Rosaceae
Source: RefSeq, a predicted model, not a curated record
CUAAUACUGAGACCCUAAAUGUUAAUUUUUUAUUGGGCCCUGCACUUUCCUUGGCUAGUGUCAGUAAAGACCCCACCCUUAUUGGUGAGUCUGAGAUUAUUCAUGCGGUUGUGGAAGAUGUCGCACUCCACAAGACGACAUCCUUGAUUACUGAAUCUGACCCCACAAAAGAGACGGAGCAGCCUACACAACAGAAACGUAGUAAGAAGAAAUUUAUCCUUGAAGGUGGCAACCCCCCGUCAAAAAGGAAAAAAUUUCUUCCGUCGCUCAACCCAGGCUGCUCUCUAAAACUCACUAGAGGAACUGUGGGGGUUAGAGCUGGUGCUAAAGGGGGGCGCAAACGGGCACACGGCUCCACUGGUGUGGCUAAGUCUGCAAUCAAUGACUCAUCGCUGUGUGAGGUAGUGGUGAGUCCAUCCAAAGAGUUGGAAAUCCUUGAACUGAGGGUUAAGAAUGGUCUUAUUGACGGCGGUGGUGGCUGGCCUUUGACAGCCACAAGAGGUCCAUGAAUCUACAAUUUUGGAAUUGUCAUGGUUGGGGCAUUUUCCUGACAAUUCCUCACAGAAAGAUGCUUUUAUGCUCUAUCAGCCCCUCUACUCUAUGCCUCUGUCUUCUUUUUGGAGGUGUCGGCAGCUAUGCUUUUGUGCGUUUGUCUUUGUUUCCUACUGUGAAUGUUCUCCUCCGAUCCCUUGCGGCUUUGUCUCGUUGUUGGAUCUUCUCCACCGUGUUACGUUCUAGUGCGUCUCUCCUCAGUAAUACUAUUGCUGUUGAGGAUGCUUUUAAAGUGCUUUUGACACUUACCUCUCGGAUUAUGGUAGCGCUCUCUGUAGCUGUGAUGGCGUAUCCAUCACCAUCUUCCUCUCGGUUCUUUGGUUUCUGUGACUUCUCUGGUGGUUUUGGUCUUGCGUUGGGUGCCUUGCCAAUUGGUUAUUGGGGGUGCGGCUUUUCUCAGCUUCCUGUUUUACGGCUUUUCUUUUUGUUUCUUAGCGUUUGUUGUUCGUUUUAAUUUGACUGGGUAAGAAGCUUGGUUCUAGCCUUGUACUGAGGUCUAGCUGCUUCUACCUGGUUCGUGUAUUUCCGGCUCAGUUUGCAUUCUAUCCCGUUUUGGUUUCUUUGAAACCAAACAUUGACCAAAAAAAAAAAAAAAGUUAGUUUGGGUGGUCCCAAAUACCAGUAUCCUCUCCCAAAACCCAAUUCCAAAAGGAUAAGAAAACCCUCUCUCACUCUUCUUCCUCUACUCUCUCUGAGUCUGAAGUGUGCAAUUGAGCAACUCAUGCUAUGCGUUUGAGUGCAUAGCCAGAAGCAAAGAAAGAUGUCAAUCCUUUCAAUUUCAGCUUCAUCUUCUUCCUCCCUUCUUCCCAAUGUCUCAUUCUCCUCCUCAAAAUGCUGCUCUUCAUUUCUCACCCCACAAACCCACACCAACAGCAACCCAUUUCUGCCCAUUGUGAAAUCCAAGAAGAAGAAACCAGUGGGCGUGACCAUGAGCAUUGAGGCAGGCAUAGGAGUUAUGGCCACGAAGCUCGGCAUGAUGAGCUUCUUCGAACCCAACGGCAAAGUUGUCCCAGUCACAGUGGUGGGUUUCAAAGAAGGCAACAUAGUGACCCAGGUCAAAACCGAGGCCACCGACGGAUACGAUGCCGUUCAGGUGGGCUAUCGCCGAGUCAGGGACCGAAAACUGACGAAACCCGAAAUGGGUCAUAUCCAGAAGGCCGGUUCAAUCCCCCUGCGCCAUCUCCAGGAGUUUCGGCUCCAGAGCGUUGAUGGGUUCGAGCCAAAUCAGAAGCUUUCGUUUGACGAGCUCUUCAACGAAGGAGACAUUGUUGAUGUCUCUGGAACCACAAUCGGUAAAGGGUUUCAGGGUGGGAUUAAGAGGCACAAUUUCAAGAGAGGGCAAAUGACUCAUGGGUCCAAGAGUCACAGAGCUCUUGGGUCAAUUGGGGCCGGAACGACGCCGGGGCGGGUUUACAAGGGGAAGAAGAUGCCUGGAAGAAUGGGAGGGACCAAGACCAAGAUCAGGAAGCUCAAGAUUGUGAAGAUUGAUAAGGACCUCAAUGUUGUUAUGAUCAAAGGUGCUCUUCCUGGUAAGCCUGGCAAUCUUCUUCGCAUAGCUCCAGCUAAGAUUGUGGGCAAGAACAUUCCUAAGAGUUAGUUCUUUUUUGAUUGUGAAUUUUGUAUUGUCAUUGACUCUCUCAUAUGAAUGUCUUGCUUCUCCUUUAAUUAGUGCUUUGUGAAUGUUUGCUUGGUAUGAUAUUUGGAAGCACUUCACUUGAUUGAGGGAGCAAGAAUCACUUUUUAUGUCAU